GCAAUAGUUUCAGUUCUCUCUGCGUCAAGAAAGUUAUGGAAUAAAGUGCGACAAAUGUGGAGAAUCCAGCGAAAUAUAGGCAGCAGGAAUUAGCUUUAAAUUGACUAGUAAAUUUGGAACGAGACCAUGGAACCACCGUUCCCGCCGGAUGUUGCACCGUUCACGCCCAUCUGGGGUCAGGAAAAUCCUUCAUCGAUGGUUCACUAUCCCGAGCUGAUGGCCGGUUUCCCGUGUGCCGAUUUAGCAAUUUGGCCUCGACAGCAGGUGGGCAGCUUCGUUAGCCAACGGUUGUCACCGCGCGGUGCACACUCCGCAUCACAGAGCUCUUCGUCGAAGAAAACGCGCCGCCGGGUUGCUUCGAUGGCACAGCGGCGUGCGGCCAACAUUCGCGAGCGACGUCGAAUGUUUAACCUGAACGAGGCAUUCGACAAACUGCGGCGCAAGGUGCCGACAUUUGCGUACGAGAAACGUUUGUCACGCAUUGAAACAUUACGGCUGGCGAUCACCUACAUUGGAUUCAUGUCGGAGCUACUGACCGGCACACCGACACACGAUGGUCGUUCGCCGGAACUCUACCCUUCCCUGGCCAGCAGUAACUCCGCACACCAUCACCAUCACCAUCAUCAUCAUCAGCAUCAUCAGCAGCAGCAGCAGCAUCAUCCUCAGCAGCAGCAGCAACAACACCACCAUCACCAUCAGCAUCAUCAAACGCACAAUCAUCAUGCGCAUCUUCAUCAUCAAGCACCACCUCCACCGCCUCCUCCACCGUCGUCAUCCUCAUCAUCUUCUUCUACACAGGCGACACAGCAACAUCAUCACAGCCAUCAUCCGUCGGUCGUGGCUCCGGCACCAGUACCACUACCGCCCACGACCACGGGGGCGUCCGUCGGAGUGCACCAUUUGCAUCAUUCAUCGCUACAACGGGCUGCAGUUGCUGCGGCCGCCGUAGCCGCCGCUGCUGCCGUUUCUUCCACUAACCCUACCAAUGGUAGUGACUAUCUGGCAGUUUACAGCGCCGCCACGGUUCCGGCGGUGCAGCAUCACACAGGUUGAAGAUGAACUUGAGACA
Molecule: messenger RNA, 1069 nt
Organism: Anopheles aquasalis
Lineage: Eukaryota; Metazoa; Arthropoda; Insecta; Diptera; Culicidae
Product: protein Fer3-like
Biological process (GO): regulation of transcription by RNA polymerase II; developmental process
Molecular function (GO): RNA polymerase II transcription regulatory region sequence-specific DNA binding; DNA-binding transcription factor activity, RNA polymerase II-specific; protein dimerization activity
Source: RefSeq, a predicted model, not a curated record